Messenger RNA from Caenorhabditis auriculariae, 2924 nucleotides. The record is from the annotation of a GenBank genome assembly. Lineage: Eukaryota; Metazoa; Nematoda; Chromadorea; Rhabditida; Rhabditidae.
AUGGUCGACUUUUUCAGCGCGGGCCGAUAUGAUUCUCGAGGUUCAUAGGAGAAAAAGAGGAUUUCUGUAAUAAUACUAGCCAAGAUUCGGAUCAAUUUGAACCAAAUUUGUUGCAAGAAGCCGAUUGAACCAAGUUUUUUCUAAAUAUUGGAGAGUUUUCGAAUCAAUUUGAGCCAAAAAUUUGUUGCAAAAUGUUGUUUUGAGCCACGUUCGUUUCACGAGAAAAGGAUUUUUUGGAUCGAGCUCCACCAAAUUUUGUUUUUUUUUUCUCAAAAGUUUCUGGGAAAAUGUUUAGUGGCCACUAUAGUAGUCAAACUAGUGGCCGCUUAAGGGGUUAAAAAUUAGUGGCCACUAUAGAGGUCUAAGAGCUACUACUAGACCACAAAAAAUUUUAGUGUCCACUUUAGAGGUCAAUGGAUCAACAUAACUGGUCCAAUCUGUUUGUUUUAAAAUUAUCAGACUGGAAGGAAUACUGGAUGAAAAACUACUGAAGUGGCCACUAAAACGGAAAAUAAUGGCCACUAUAGAGGUGGGUUUAGUGGCCACUUUAGUGUCCUCUCGAAGUAGUCCUUGGCGAGCCUCUAUAGGUUAUAGUGGCCACUAAAAUUUUCCCAGUUGCACGACGAAUAGAAUUUUAUGUUCAAAAAAAUCUCAUUCAGCCUCAUCUCGAUAUCUCACCAAAGUCGACGAAAACUACUAUGGAGACACUUUGGCGCCACAGCUUCCCCGUACGCCGGCGCCGCGGACGCCGAAAAUGCGCCCGCAAAGACUGAAGCCGUCGGUCAAGAGCGUUCCCAGGAAGCAGAAGCUGAACAUCUCGGCGCCUCCAAACAACUCACUCCUCAUUAACUUUCCCCUCGGAUGCAACGCCGACGAAGACGUCGUCCGCAAGGAGUUGUCCAGGUCUGGAUGAACCCGAAAAUCAUACUAAAAAUGACCGAAAAAUGAUCCUAUACCAAGUUUAACUGAAAUUAAUCAGACUUCUUUUCGAGACCUUUGUUUUUUGCAAUUAUGUAAAGUCCAAAAAAAAUUAUAUUCAUUGUAUCUUUUCUGCCGAGAUUUUAAAAAUUUGCUGAAGGUGCUGGUGAAAAAGUGUUCUUCAAGAAACAACAGUUUCCAGAUUCGGCAAGGUCAAGUCGGUGAGCUCAUGCUUCAUCGACGGCUGCCAGUCCUUCGUGAUCAUGGACGACGAUAUCCGUCGCGUCGGCGGAGAGUACGCCGUCACUUCUGGAGACUCGGCCGUCGAGCGGAUCAUCAACGACAAUCGAGGCCUUCUCUCGGUCCACGGCUUCAUCUGGACCGUCACACGGCCUUCUGAUCAGACGUCCUGUCAUCAGGUGAGAGAGCUGAGAAAAUCACACGGAGAAAUUAUUUCAGUCGCGAAUGGGUGGAAAUGAUCUCAUCGACGGUCCGAGUCCGUUACGGCGAGGUCGACUGAACAAGCUGGCUGGGGCGACUACCUUGAUGAACGUCUAUCAGAAUUAUCGGUAUCAUCACAUGGUGAGACUGGAGAUUGUUUUUAAGUGUUACAGGGAUAAUGGGUCUUCUUCUUAGGAGCUCCAGAGUGGUCCCUAUAGGGCAACUUUAGGGGACCUUCAAGGGAUCCAUUUACCCCUAUAGUGAUCACUUUGACGUUCCUAUGUUUGUUUGAGAGUAUCUAAAUUUUGAAAAAUAUUCUCCGAAACGGCGAAGACUCCCUAGAGAUUUACUAAUCAUAUGAUAUAGUUGGUUAACUCCAAUCAUCCUCCGUUCUCAUUCUUUGUUUUUCCAGCAAGCCUCCUCAGUCACGUCGAAAACCUCGACCGCCGCUUCGACCUCCUCCAUCAACCCCAUCAGCGAAAAAUCGUCGUUCUUCAGCUCCACCCCCUCCACCUCGAUCUCCUGCUCCUCGGCUGGUCCCUCGACCCUCCUCCAAGUCUCCUCCUUCGAGUCGGUCGCCUCCAACGCCACCUCGUUCCUCCUCCAGAACUACCCCAUAGCUCCUGUCAACUUCGCCAAAGGCUACCUUCCAUUGGCGCCACCCUAUCAUAUCCUUCCCGACACGCCUUUCUUCAGAAAUACUAACAUUAUCCCGCCGCCAAGGAGGCCGAAUGAAGGCGUUGGAACGCUGCAGAGAAUCCUCAACCGGUAUUUGGAGAGCAUGGAGGUUGGUUCAAGGUCUUCUUUGUUGAAAAGUCUAGGUUUUCCAGCAGAACGACGAACAGCAGAUAGCGGAGCUGGAGGAGCUCGAAGACUCGCAGUACCAGCUGCAUUUUCCGCCGGUCGAACCUUCGUCCUCGAUGCAGCUCUACACGAUUCAGGAGGUGCCACAGCACUCGCCGCGGCUUCCUUGGUGGAACCGCUUCCAUUGAGGUCGGAUUCUACCUUAUUUGGCCUGUCUGUUUCUCCUUCCUCAAACUUUGCAUUGAAAAAGGGUAUCUAAUUCCCCAAGACUUCAAAAAAAUCUGGUUUCUCUGCUCCCACUUGCCUCGGCGCAGCUCUCUUUUCUUUUUUACCGUCUCGACGGUGAGAGAGAAGAGAGGCCAGACAGAUCAUACUGUUUCAAGCCGUGGCUAAUGUAUUAAUGAAUUAUACAAAUAUAUUAAGGAAUUUAUCGAAACUAAUUCAAAACUAAUAAUCACUCCUUCAAAUUUUGAAAAGAAUAAAGAAGGGUCAGCUCUAUCUACCGUUAAAACCAUUGAUCAAUUGGAUUCUUAUUUUUUUCACCUCACAGUGCUCUUUUUCAUUAGAAUUAUCAAAUAAUCUUUAUUUUUCAGAACCUCAUUUUUCGACUCAACCUCAGCCCUGUACAAAGUCACCCGAGAAGAAAACGGAUGCAACUCAUGAAAAUUUCCUUUUUUAUUGUCAUUUCCCGCUUCAAUCGCUUUCCUUUUCUCAUCGUGCCUUUCCCCUUGUUAUUUUCGUUCCAAUUCUUUGUUGACUGA